CUCUCUCUCUCUACCCCUCUACCCCAAAAGCGGACUGUACGACAGCAGCGCGCGGACACACGCAGGACAUCAGUCAACUGGCUCCGCUAUGGAUGCAGAAGGAGAUCAGAGUGAAUAGGAUAUUCAGCGAAGUUUCACACCAGAACGGUGCUGAAACCUCCGGCAGGCUCCCCUUUAACAUUAACGUGAUAUUUAGCGCUCUUUAACGUUUCCGUAAAGGAUAUUCAGUCUUAACACGGCCGGAGGAUACUUGCGAUUUGUUUUUAACCACGUUUUUUUCUCGUCUGCGGCGUUUUGGAGAAGGAAUUUAUUUGGGACAUCGUCAAAAAUGCUGCUGUCCAAGUUUGGAUCUUUUUCUCACAUUUGCAGCUCCACUAACAUUGACCACUUACCAGUGAAAAUUCAACUCCAAGCAGCUAAAGCCGAACGGGAGCCGUUUGACAAGCUCUACCAUGUGGGCUCGGUGCUGGGCAGCGGAGGUUUCGGCACGGUGUACGCCGGCAGUCGGCUCGCGGACGGUCUGCCGGUCGCCAUCAAACACGUGGCCAAGGAGAGAAUCACCGAGUGGGGCACGAUAAACGGCUCCCUUGUUCCUCUGGAGGUUCUCCUGCUGAAGAAAGUGGGGAGCACCUUUCAGGGGGUCGUUAAACUGAUCGACUGGUAUGAGAGACCUGAUGGCUGGCUGAUCAUCAUGGAGCGGCCGGAGAUGGUGAAGGAUUUGUUUGACUACAUAACCGAGAAGGGUGCGCUGGAUGAGGACGCGGCCCGCGGCUUCUUCGGCCAGGUGCUGGAGGCUGUGCGGCAUUGCUACAGCUGCGGGGUCGUUCACCGGGACAUCAAAGACGAGAACCUCCUAGUGGACUUACGCACAGGAGACCUGAAGCUCAUUGACUUCGGCUCGGGGGCGAUUCUCAAGGACACCGUGUACACUGACUUCGAUGGUACAAGAGUGUACAGCCCCCCAGAGUGGAUUCGCUACCAUAGGUACCAUGGACGCUCAGCAACAGUGUGGUCACUGGGUGUGUUGCUUUAUGAUAUGGUAUGUGGGGACAUACCGUUUGAACACGAUGAGGAGAUUCUCAAGGGCCGUCUUUUCUUCAGGAAGAGAAUCUCCCCUGAGUGUCAGCAUCUCAUCAAAUGGUGCCUCUGCCUGCGGCCCUCAGACAGACCUACACUGGAACAAAUAUUUGAGCAUCAGUGGAUGCGUACAGAGAAAGACUCUAAUCCAGAGAAAGGGGACAUCACUCUUCUUGUGCUCAGUGCAGACUCGUCAUCAAGCACAAGUUCAAGCAAAGAGAGCCUCUGACGGCAAUGGAUAUAUAUACUGACUGAUCAUUCACAAUGCAAAAUUAAUUGCCGGGACUUCUUUAAGUUACUUUAAUUUAUUUUUUGGUCUUUUUCAUUUCAAAGGGAUGGAUUUUUCAUGGGCAUUGUAUAAGCAGUGAUGCUAGCAACCCUAUGGUCAUACUUGUUGCUCUUAUAGAGCUUAGACUUGGACUUUACUUAUUAAACUAUUAGUUCAGUGCCUUUUUUCUCCCCCCAGAAAGCUGCUUUUGUGGGACCUACAUUCUUUUUAUGAGGUCUGUCUCUCUUGCCCCCUUGUGGUGGAAUUUCCUCUUAACAGGCGCGCACACAUAAUACCGUCGACUCCUGAGCAUGUACUCAAAGCGGAGGGUCGCAGAACUCCUUCAGUGUUCAUGCUGUUUCCACAUAUUGGCCUUUGGUUACCAGAUACUUGGGUGAUGUGCACAAUCAAUGCAAUAUUCAUGGGUUAUAGGUUUUUGAAUACAAGUAUGUGUUGUAUUUAAGUAUUUUCUCUCCCAUGUAUAUUAUUUAUUCAUACAAACAUUCCACAGUAUGUGGCUAUUUAUUUAUUUAUUUAUUCAUUUUAUACCAUCUGCAAAAAGGAAAGAAGACUAGAGUUGAUGCCCCUGGCUUAUUUGUAGCUCAAUCUAAAGGCUUACAGGUGAGCUAAGCCUGACUAAUGCUGAUAUACAUUUAGGUGGGACUGAGUUGCUUAAGUGAGUCCAUUCUAAUGUAACAUGGCUCUAGAAGUUGUCAUCUUCCAUACUAGAUGGAAGUAGCGUCCUAGUUUGUCCUACUUCCACUGUGACUGUGGAAUUCUUUUUGCAUUUGUAAACAAUGCUGAGUUUAUUUUUUAUAACAAUAAAUUCCUAUAAUAUGAAA
Molecule: messenger RNA, 2187 nt
Organism: Pygocentrus nattereri (red-bellied piranha)
Lineage: Eukaryota; Metazoa; Chordata; Actinopteri; Characiformes; Serrasalmidae
Gene: pim3
Product: Pim-3 proto-oncogene, serine/threonine kinase
Exons: 6
Coding region: 329-1306 (325 amino acids)
Biological process (GO): protein autophosphorylation; regulation of mitotic cell cycle; negative regulation of apoptotic process
Cellular component (GO): cytoplasm
Molecular function (GO): protein serine/threonine kinase activity; ATP binding
Source: RefSeq, a predicted model, not a curated record